CAAAAACCCAAAAAGCAUAAUUUUCUUGCCUCAAACUACCAUUCUCUUUCAAAAACUCUCACAGCCCUUCUUCCUAGCGACAUACAUAUUAAUUUGGAACCGUUCAAAAUCAUGAGCUCUGAAAAUAUUGGUGCAAAUGGAAAUGGGAACUGCUUGGGUUGGGCUGCAACAGACGAAUCUGGAAUUUUAUCGCCUUACAAGUUUAGCCGAAGGUCUCUUCAAAACGAUGAUGUUUCCGUAAAGAUUACACACUGCGGAAUUUGUUAUGCUGAUGUGCUUUUUCCAAGGAACAAGCAUGGAAAUGCAAAGUAUCCAAUGGUGCCCGGACAUGAGAUUGCUGGCAUUGUGCAAGAAGUUGGUUCCAAUGUUCAUGGCUUCAAAGUCGGUGACCAUGUCGGAAUAGGAACUUAUGUUAAUUCGUGCAGAAACUGUGACUAUUGUGGUGAUGGUCUUGAAGUUUUUUGUGAAAAGGGAGCAGUUUUUACUUAUAACAAUGUUGAUGAGGAUGGCACAAUUACACAAGGAGGGUUUUCCAGUUACAUUGUUGCUCAUCAAGGGUACUGCUUCCGGAUACCAGAUGGCUAUCCGUUGGCCUCAGCAGCUCCUCUGCUUUGUGCUGGCAUCACUGUUUACACUCCGAUGAUGCGCCACAAGAUGAACCAGCCCGGAAAAUCUCUAGGGGUGAUUGGACUUGGUGGCCUUGGUCACUUGGCAGUGAAAUUUGGGAAGGCUUUUGGGCUAAAUGUGACCGUUUUCAGCACGAGCACAUCGAAGAAAGAAGAAGCUCUAACUCUGCUUGGUGCAGACAAUUUCGUGGUCUCAUCCGACCUAGAGCAGAUGACGGCCCUGGCUAAGUCACUUGACUUCAUUAUUGACACAGCAUCUGGUGAUCAUCCAUUUGAUCCAUACAUGUCCCUGUUGAAGACUGCUGGUGUUCUUGUCUUGGUUGGGGCUCCAAGUGAAGUCAAAUUGAGUCCUCUAAGCCUGAUUGGGGGUAUGAAGUCGAUUUCUGGUAGCGCAACGGGCGGUACGAAGCAGACGCAGGAAAUGCUAGACUUCUGUGCUGCUCACAAGAUAUAUCCAAACAUAGAAAUAGUCCCAAUUCAGUAUGUAAAUGAAGCUCUUGAGAGGCUGAUAAAGAGAGAUGUGAAGUACCGUUUUGUGAUAGAUGUCGAAAGCUCCCUGAAAUGAUAAGAAAAAGUGAGAUUUCUCUUCCAAUGCCUUGAUCAGUUGUUAUAGAGACUGAAGAAGCUUGAGAAGGCUGUAUACUGAGAUUUGCAAUAACAUGUAACAGGGUUUGUAUUUUGGGCUUUUUGAACUUCUGCAUUAUGUGAGUGGUCAGUGGUUAGAACUUAGAAGGAUUAAAUGAAUAAACUACUAUGUGAUUUGGAAUUUUGAGCA
Prunus mume (Japanese apricot) is the source of this 1401-nucleotide messenger RNA. Its product is annotated as putative cinnamyl alcohol dehydrogenase 1. The record is from RefSeq and is a predicted model, not a curated record. Gene Ontology annotation, molecular function: oxidoreductase activity, acting on the CH-OH group of donors, NAD or NADP as acceptor; zinc ion binding. NCBI's taxonomy places the organism in Eukaryota, Viridiplantae, Streptophyta, Magnoliopsida, Rosales, Rosaceae.